This is a messenger RNA of Symbiodinium natans, 870 nucleotides long. NCBI's taxonomy places the organism in Eukaryota, Dinophyceae, Suessiales, Symbiodiniaceae. The record is from the annotation of a GenBank genome assembly.
AUGCAGAUCAACAUUUUGCGAUGGAUUCGGUCUAGACAAGCAGAUCCUGCCCAUGCCGACGCUCCGCUGGCUGAGCAAGCCCACUACCUCCUUCAAAAUGGCUCCUGGCUGCAGAAGCUUCGUGGAUUGCCCUCUGAGGUGAAGGCGUGGCUGCUCGAGCGCGCUGCUCGAGGAGCCUGCCUAAGUGAUGUCUGGUUGACAGAUUGGGUCGAGCUUGCAGACAAGCUCAUCGCCCGAUGUGGCUCCCAAAACGAUCGUCUGAGCUGGGAACCGCUCGGGGCCGUGGCUGCAGUGCGACUUGCAGCUCGAUCGGUGCUUGUCGGCGCUGAGGAGCUCGAGUCCCUGGCUUGGACCAUUGAGCUCUUGAAGCCAAGGCGGCAAGCUACAGAGUUUAUGAAGUCUGUGGUGAAUGCCCUGGACGAUGGUGACGAGGAGGCAGAUGACCCUGGUGAUGAGCUGUCCGGUGCGUUUGCGGGAGCCUUCCAGGACGUGCUCCAGGGAUUGACCCACCUGGGCCGAAUCCUGCAACUGGAGUCCACGCCCUGGGCCUUGCAGCCGAAGGACUGCUUUGAUGCGGUUCUUUUCCUGAAGCUGUUGGCACGCAGCCGGGGCGGAGGCCUCCGGAGCCUGGCACGGCGCCGGGACAGAGGCCGAAGAGGGACUGGGCUGUCCUUGGCUGCGACAAAGGCAUCGCGCUUGGCACGGCUGUUGACAAAUGUUACGCCGCUGAUGGACGAUUCCGAAAGCGAACGGCUGGAGAAGCUCUCGAUCUUGAAAGAGAGAGAAGAGGAAAUAGUCAACGAGAGUGUCCCUGAAGACAACAUCCAGGACGCGAAGCAUCCGACGCUCACUGUGUGGAACCCUUCCUGA